Messenger RNA from Chironomus riparius, 1233 nucleotides. The record is from the annotation of a GenBank genome assembly. Lineage: Eukaryota; Metazoa; Arthropoda; Insecta; Diptera; Chironomidae.
AUGAAAUUCAGAACUUUACAGCUUUUGACAUUAGUAGCCUAUUUGGGAUUAAUUAAUAGUCAACGAACGGUUUUAGAUGAUAAGUUUACUGGAAUUUUCCGAAAUGGAAAGGACAAGAUUAUAUCCUUAAUUAAACCUCGGAUACAACAACGAAAUUUUAAUACAAAUUUAAAUAGUAAUAAGCUACAGAGGCAGUUCUCUGAAAAAGAUAAUUUCUUUUGUGAUGUUCGUUAUGGCGCUCGGUCUGAAAAAGUUCCAAAUAGUGUACAUAAAUUGACACCCGGUGAUGUUGAUAUAAUUGGUGCAAUUGGUGAUUCUUUAACUGCUGGAAAUGGAGCUUUUGCCACAAAUCCAUUGCAGUUAUUAUUAGAAGGAAGAGGUGUUUCCUGGAGUAUUGGAGGUCAAGGGACUUGGAGAGUCUAUAUGACCCUCCCUAAUAUCUUGAAAGAAUAUAAUCCUAAUCUUUAUGGAUAUUCAAUCAGUGAAUACUCAAACUCGUAUGAAAAAUCAUCAAGAUUUAACGUUGCAGAAGCUGGAGCAAUGAGUCAAGAUACUGUUAUACAAGCAAAAAAUCUAGUUAAAAGAAUGAGAAGUGAUAAAAAUGUAGAUAUGAAGAAACAUUGGAAGCUUAUAACACAUCUGAUUGGUGGCAAUGAUUUUUGCUUAAAUGUUUGCUACUUUAAUGACCAAAAUAAAAUUGUGGAAGAUGCUGCCAAUGAAUUAAUACUUGUGUUAAGAAUAUUAAAGCAACACUUGCCAAGAACUUUGGUCAAUGUCGUUUUAACCCCUGACGUUAGUAUCACAACGAGAUUUUUAAAUCGUCCUGAUGUAUGCAAAGUUGCACAUUACUUAGAAUGUCCAUGCAUGUUCAGUCCAACUCAUCUACCAAAUAGACAACGAACUAUUAAUACGAUUAAGCUUUGGAAGAAGCGAUUUGAAGAAGUCGUUAAAAUGCCAGAAUUUCAUGAUACAGACGAUUUUGAGGUCAACAUUCAUCCGUUCUUAGAUAAAGGUGAUAUUCCUAAAUAUCCGAACGGAAAUACUGAUUUUACAUACAUGUCUCAAGACUGCUUUCACUUGAGCCAAAAAGGGCACGCGACUGCUGCAAAUGCACUUUGGAAUUCAAUGUUGACAACUGAAAGUAAGCGAUUGCAUUUCUUCAGACGAGAACUUGAAGAAUUUAAAUGUCCGACAUCAUUAUCACCUUAUUUAGCAACAACUAGAAACAGCUGA